CCCCCCAUAUACCCCAGCCCAGUAGGCGGUAGUACCCCCCGCAGUAGACCACCACACCGGAGAGAAAGAAACAUACGCAUCCCACCAACGCGAGCGCCUCAGAGCCUCAGAGAUCCCCAGAAUCGCCCACUCACUGCUACGUUGUACCACAGCGAAGUCAGCAGCGGCAGUAGCAAAGGAGCGGGAUAAGAGCUGGCCGUGGUGGCGCGCGACUUCCCUCCGUCGUCGCCAAAAGCAUCGCGACACCGAGAAACGGCCACGAGCCGAGAGCAGGCGAGCGAGCGAGGGAGCGAGGGAGCGAGUCAGCCGUCUGCCCGUCCGUCCGUCGGCCAUGGCACUAGUGGACGCGCUGUGCGCCUCCAGCGUCGACAAUGCGGCGCUCGUCUACAGCACCUUCAACGCCGCGGGCUUCCUCUUCGACAAUGCCGCGGGCUUCUACGACGGCGCCGGCAUUGCCGGUGCCCCUGCGCACGAGCCUCAGGCGGCCGACGUGGCGGCGCCCGCGGAGAAGCAGGCCACGUCGUCGCCCGCGCCGCCGAGGAGGAAGCGGCGGCGGCGGGCGAGGAGCUGCAAGUCGAGGGAGGAGACCGAGUGCCAGCGCAUGACCCACAUCGCCGUGGAGCGCAACCGCCGGCGCCAGAUGAACGAGUACCUCGUCGUGCUCCGCUCCCUCAUGCCGGUGUCCUACGUCCAGAGGGGUGACCAGGCGUCGAUCGUCGGCGGGGCGAUAGACUUCGUCAAGGAGCUGGAGCAGCAGCUGCAGUCGCUGGAGGCGCAGAAGCGGGCGCUGGCUCACCAGCAGCAGCAGCACAAGGCAGGACGCGACGCGGCGCCGCUGCCGGCGCGCGCCAGCACCAGCGGCGGCAUUGGCAACGCGUGCGUGGAGUCGACGAGCAACUGCAGCAGCAGCGUGACCGAGGCGGACGGCGCGCCGGACGCGCCGCCGUUCGCGGGGUUCUUCACGUACCCGCAGUACGUGUGGCGCCAGUCGCCGCGCGACGCCACGACGCUGUCGGCGGAUGAGAGCCGCGCCGGGGUGGCCGACGUCGAGGUGAACCUGGUGGAGACGCACGCCAGCCUCCGCGUCAUGGCGCCGCGGCGGCCCGGCCAGCUGCUCCGCAUGGUCGCCGGCCUGCAGGCGCUCCGCCUCGCCGUGCUGCACCUCAACGUCACCGCGCUCGACGCCCUCGUCCUCUACUCCCUCAGCCUCAAGGUGGAGGAGGGGUGCGGCCUGACGACGGCGGACGACAUCGCGGCGGCGGUGCACCAUGUGCUCUGCUUCAUCCACGCCGAGGCCGAGGCGGAGGCGGCGUCGCAGCAGCUGCUCGCGCCGGCGCAGUAGGCGACGAUGGCCGCGGCGGCCGGAGGGUUAAGCCGCAGCCCUCUUUAUAUGUACUAGGGCAGCUAGGUAGUGACAUGCCAUUUUAAGGAUUAUAUGGACGAGUCAUGUAAUUUAACCCGUCGGAUCUACUACUACUGGGCUUAGAUGUCGUCGGCGGUGCACGUCGCGCUGCCGCUUUCUGGCAAGUCUGUCCAGUGUGAUGUGGCGGCGUAGUGUACCGUAUUCCGUAGUAGGUUCAGCUGCAUGUGUUUCCGCGAUAUUAUAUUAUAGGCAAGUCGUUUCAGUUUCUCAAAAAACAGAGUCUUAUGUGCCACUGAUUAUUUUCAGUCCAGGCCAUUGAUCAAGUGCUGGCCAUUCCGCUAA
Molecule: messenger RNA, 1705 nt
Organism: Triticum dicoccoides
Lineage: Eukaryota; Viridiplantae; Streptophyta; Magnoliopsida; Poales; Poaceae
Product: transcription factor bHLH94-like
Exons: 3
Coding region: 332-1342 (336 amino acids)
Biological process (GO): regulation of transcription by RNA polymerase II
Molecular function (GO): DNA-binding transcription factor activity, RNA polymerase II-specific; RNA polymerase II cis-regulatory region sequence-specific DNA binding; protein dimerization activity
Source: RefSeq, a predicted model, not a curated record